UUUUCAGACAGCAAGUAUGAUUCACUCCAUUGGUGUCUUCGGAUUCGUUUUCGAUGUUUUUUCAUGAUACUGGUGGUAACGUGAUAAAAGUGGAGCGUGCCUUCAGAAUUUCUUUUCCUUCUCAAGUUUGAAUGUAGUGUUUUAUAUGUAUGUAUGUAAUUUUCACCAAUUAUUUUUCAAACUGAAUUAUUUUGCCAAUUUUUAUUUUUAAAAAACCUUGCUCAUAAGCAGAAAUAGCCCUUUAUCUGGUCGUUUCGAUCAGGAACGGUUUGCUUUCCGAUUAAUCAAACCUCGAGAUCUCCAUCCACUCUUAAACCCUAGCGCCACCACAACCACCGCCACCAUGAAACGCUCAUUCGACGACAUUGGCGUCUCCAAAACCCAAAGCAAACCUGUCUUCUUGACCAAAGCUCAACGCGAGCAAUUAGCCCUUCAACGCCGCCAAGAAGAAAUCGAACAACAAAAGAAACGCCAACAACUCCUCCUCUCCCAAACCCGCCCUUCCAACUCGGAGUCCGACAAACCCCCAUCCAAUUCUGACCGCCGUGACCAGCGUGACAGAGACAGAGAGCGCGAGAUGGAGAGAGAUAGGGAAAGGGAAAGGGAAAGGGAAAGGGAAAGGGAGCGGGAACGGGAACGCGAACGCUCCUCGCGGCGCAACAGAGAACGCGAACGUGAAGAGGAAGCAAAGGCGCGUGAGCAAGCCAGGCUGGAUAAAUUAGCGGAGAGAGAGCGAGAGAAGGAGCUGGAUGCGAUUAAAGAGCAAUAUCUAGGGUCGAAAAAGCCUAAGAAGAGAGUAAUAAAACCUAGUGAGAAGUUUCGCUUCUCUUUUGAUUGGGAAAACACGGAAGACACUUCUAGAGACAUGAAUAUUUUGUAUCAAAACCCUCAUGAGGCACAACUUUUGUUCGGUCGAGGGUUUAGGGCUGGAAUGGACCGGAGAGAGCAGAAAAAACUUGCUGCAAAGAAUGAGAAGGAUUUUAGAGACGAACUUCGAAAGAAAGAAGGUGUAGAGAAGAAUCCAGAAGAGGCGGCUGCCCAAAAAUUGAAGGAAGAAGCUGCUGAUAGGUAUGACACUUUUGAUAUGCGUGUUGAUAGGCAUUGGUCCGAGAAGAAGCUUGAAGAAAUGACUGAGAGAGAUUGGAGGAUAUUUAGGGAAGAUUUUAAUAUUUCUUAUAAGGGUUCCAAGAUUCCGCGGCCCAUGAGGAGUUGGGCAGAGAGUAAGUUGACUAGCGAGUUGUUGAAGGCAGUGGAGAGGGUAGUGUAUAAGAAGCCGUCGCCUAUUCAAAUGGCAGCGAUUCCACUGGGAUUGCAACAACGGGAUGUUAUCGGGAUUGCUGAGACUGGUUCAGGUAAGACUUGUGCUUUUGUUUUGCCUAUGUUGACUUAUAUUUCUAGGUUGCCUCCAAUGAGUGAGGAUAAUGAGGCCGAAGGGCCUUAUGCAGUUGUUAUGGCACCUACUCGUGAGUUGGCGCAACAAAUUGAGGACGAAACUGUCAAGUUUGCACAUUAUUUGGGUAUUAAAGUAGUUUCUAUUGUUGGUGGGCAGUCUAUUGAAGAGCAAGGGUUUAGGAUUAGGCAAGGUUGUGAGGUGGUUAUUGCUACUCCAGGUCGUUUGCUUGAUUGUUUGGAGAGGCGUUAUGCUGUGUUGAAUCAGUGUAAUUAUGUUGUGCUUGAUGAGGCUGAUAGGAUGAUUGAUAUGGGUUUUGAACCCCAGGUUAUGGGAGUGUUGGAUGCAAUGCCAUCGAGCAAUUUGAAGCCAGAAAAUGAAGAUGAAGAGCUUGAUGAGAAAAAGAUUUAUCGCACCACUUAUAUGUUUAGUGCUACUAUGCCACCUGCAGUGGAGCGGCUUGCAAGGAAGUACUUGAGAAACCCUGUUGUGGUCACUAUUGGCACUGCUGGGAAGGCCACUGACUUGAUAUCCCAACAUGUGAUAAUGACGAAGGAAUCGGAGAAGUCCAGCAGGUUGCAUAGAUUGCUUGAUGAACUUGGAGAUAAGACUGCAAUUGUUUUUGUUAACACUAAAAAGAAUGCAGAUAUGGUGGCCAAGAAUUUGGACAAGCAUGGCUAUCGUGUGACGACUUUGCAUGGUGGGAAGUCCCAGGAGCAGAGGGAAAUUAGCCUUGAAGGUUUUAGGACCAAAAGAUACAAUGUUCUUGUGGCAACAGAUGUUGCAGGUCGUGGUAUUGAUAUACCUGAUGUGGCCCAUGUCAUUAAUUAUGAUAUGCCUGGAAAUAUUGAAAUGUAUACUCACCGUAUUGGACGAACAGGCCGUGCUGGAAAGACAGGUGUGGCUUCAACAUUCUUAACUCUUGGGGACACAGAUGUUUUUUAUGAUCUCAAGCAAAUGCUUAUCCAGAGUAACAGUUCUGUGCCUCCUGAGUUGGCUAGGCACGAGGCUUCAAAAUUCAAGCCAGGAACAAUUCCUGAUAGACCUCCUAGACGAAAUGACACUGUUUUUGCUCACUGAGAAACUUGGAUAUUCAGAACACUCUGGAACAUGAUCUAUGUGCAAUGUAGUGGUAUCUGAAACUUCUUUGCUUACUGCUGCACCAAUGGGACUGAGUUUACCACUGUCGGGUAUUCAACAAUCUAGAUUUUAAUCAUGAAACUCCUGCUGCUUAUAUUUUCUUGACAGAGUUUCAGCCAUUAUUCAGUAAUAGAAGAUUUCAUGUUGAUAUUAGUGGAGAAUGUCAUAUUUGUUCUCUCUCUUUUUUUUUCUUCCUGAAUAACGGUGUACCUGACUUGAUGUUCUUGAAAUAUCAAACUUUUUUCUGUCUA
This is a messenger RNA of Populus trichocarpa (black cottonwood), 2781 nucleotides long. RefSeq names its product DEAD-box ATP-dependent RNA helicase 21. The transcript has a single exon. NCBI's taxonomy places the organism in Eukaryota, Viridiplantae, Streptophyta, Magnoliopsida, Malpighiales, Salicaceae. The record is from RefSeq and is a predicted model, not a curated record. Bases 344 to 2470 code for a protein of 708 amino acids. Gene Ontology annotation, cellular component: catalytic step 2 spliceosome. Gene Ontology annotation, molecular function: ATP binding; RNA helicase activity; RNA binding. Gene Ontology annotation, biological process: mRNA splicing, via spliceosome.